This is a messenger RNA of Cicer arietinum (chickpea), 1762 nucleotides long. The record is from RefSeq and is a predicted model, not a curated record. NCBI's taxonomy places the organism in Eukaryota, Viridiplantae, Streptophyta, Magnoliopsida, Fabales, Fabaceae.
UUUUUUAAAAAUGUCAAAACCGUGAUUCCCCUUAGUAUUUUAGGCAGUUUUAUAUUUAUUGUAUUUCUGUAACACUUUUAUAUUUAUUGUACUUCUGUAACAGUUGUAUCUUGCUAUUAUUAGGUUUAUGUAUUUAGGAUCAAUCCCAUAAUGACAGGGAUCCGUUUUCCCUGGCUCAUGUAUAUAUAUAGGUCCAGUGACCUCAUAAUAAUAUAUGAAAAGAAUAUUAUUCCUUCUAAAUUUAAGAUGGUAUCAGAGCUCCUGAUCCUUGGGAGCCUCUGACCGUGCCUGUAAACCCUAAGUUGCAGCCUUUAUUGCUGCGCCACCUUUAAGCAUUGUUGCAGCCUUCAUUGCAGCGCAACCCUCAGUGCCUGUAAACCCUAAGUUGCAGCCUUCAUUGCUGCGCUACCUUUAAGCAUUGUUGCAGCCUUCAUUGCAGCGCAACCCUCUCUUCCUUGAUCAUGGAUGAAGUCAUGAAUCCUAUUCUGGAAACUGGGGACAGACCCCAGACUGCUGGAGAAUUGCAGAAUGUUCAUUCUGCUUAUCGGUUAAAUGGGAAGAAUUAUCUCAAAUGGUUUCAACUCAUUAGGACCAUCUUGAAAGGAAAAGGAAAGGUCAGUCACCUGACUGAUAAAGCACCUGAUAAAACAGAUCCCAAGUUCAAAUCAUGGGACGAAGAAGACUCCAUGAUCAUGGCGUGGCUAUGGAAUUCAAUGGUCCCAGAAAUCAGUGAUACAUGCAUGUUCCUUAAAUCAGCAAAGGAAAUUUGGGAUGCAGUAGAACAAACUUAUUCUAAGGCCAAGGAUGCUGCUCAAAUUUAUGAUGUAAAGGUAAAAACCGUGGCUGCCAAACAGGGAAACAAAUCAGUUACAGAAUAUGCCAAUCAACUCAAGUCUCUAUGGAUGGAAUUGGACCACUAUCGAGUUAUACAAGCAAAGUGUUCAGAAGACUCAACAAUCCUUAAAGAGUAUAUUGAACAAGAUAGAAUCUAUGAUUUUUUGGUAGGCUUGAAUCCUGAAUAUGACCAGGUCCGAAUCCAAAUCUUGGGAAAAGAGAAAGUCCCCGGGCUUAAUGAAGUGGUAGCCAUUAUCCGGAGUGAAGAAAGCAGGAGAGGACUGAUGCUGGAGACCUCAACCACUGAAAGCUCUGCAAUGAUAGUUGAAGGAGGAACAAUCAUGGUUGCUAACCAGAGGAAAAGUGGUGUUCCAAAUAUGGAAAAAAAAACACGAGGAGGUCUGGUGUACCCACUGUAACAAGCCGCGCCACACAAGAGAGAAGUGCUGGAAAUUACAUGGAAAACCCCCAAGCCGAGAAUGGGGGCCGAAAGGAGGCCCUCCAAAAAGAGGAGGGCAAGGGCAAGCAUACAUUGCUAAUGGACAAAGUGAAGAAUCUGUCCAGCUGAAUCAUGAAGAGAUAGAACGGGUCAGAUCCCUCCUUAGUAAAUUGGAGAAGCCCACAGGACAAGAACUCGGGGAGGACGAUUGGACAUGCUAGAGAAUGGAAUGGCCUAUACUACAUGGACGAUCCUAAUCUGCCUACCAAGAGCCGCUCUCUCAUAUCUGAAUCUACCAUGACCAAUAAAGAGAAAGCUCAACUAUACCAUUGUCGGCUAGGACACCCUUCAUUUCGAGUUGUAAAAGUGCUUUUCCCUUCCUUGUUUAAAAAUUUAAAUGUGGAGAGUCUCCAUUGUGAGGUGUGUGAGCUUGCUAAACACAAGCGUGUACCUUUUCCCAUUAGCAAUAAAAUGAGUCCUUUCCCUUUC